Amaranthus tricolor (Joseph's coat) is the source of this 1227-nucleotide messenger RNA. RefSeq names its product disease resistance protein RGA2-like. The record is from RefSeq and is a predicted model, not a curated record. Lineage: Eukaryota; Viridiplantae; Streptophyta; Magnoliopsida; Caryophyllales; Amaranthaceae. Bases 1 to 1227 code for a protein of 408 amino acids. The transcript is spliced from 2 exons.
AUGGUUUUAAAAGUUUUAGAUCUAGCCGUUGUUAAUUGUAGAAGUUGUUUGCUUUCCGUAGGAAAACUCAGGAGCUUAACGUACAUCAAACAUGGUCCUUGUUUUGAAUCUCUUCCUGCAUGUCUCACAAAUCUUUUAUCCUUGCAAACUAUAGACCUACGACAUUCUGGGGUUCAACACUUACCAGAAAACUUUUACACAUUGAGUAAAUCUUUAAGGCACUUGUAUGUCGGAGAUAAGUUGAUUGAUUUACCACCUAGGUUUGGGGAAUUUUUAGAACUGCAAACAUUAGAUGUUUUUAUUGUAGGAAAAAACAAUGAGUUAAGCACAUUGUUUCGUCUUGCCAAACUCGGUGGGAAACUGAAGAUCCGCUAUCAAAUAGAUCGCAAGAAACGAGUGAUACCUAAAAUUGUUCAAAUGUUAGUAGCUUUGGAGCUAGAUGUCUUGUCAUUAAUGUGGUCGUCUUCGAAUUCAGAACCAUUUGGUAGUAUUGACCCAAAGAAAGAGGUUGUGGAGACUGAGUUCUUGCAACCACCUCCUACAGUCAAGAACUUGGUAGUUCAAGGUUGGAACAAAUUGAGUUUUCCGGAAUGGACCAUGAACCAAUUCCCAUCCUUGCUCAAUAACCUUAUAUCCUUGCAUAUAACAGAUUGCACUAGCUGCCAGUGUUUGCCAUCGUUUAGUACUAUCCUCAAUUUUGAGUAUCUUGAGAUUUGGGGCCUUGAUGCCUUGGAGUGGAUAGAGAGUUGUGGCAAUAAUGUUGAUGUUUCUUCUUCUGUGAAAGCAUUCUUCUCUUCCCUUAAAUAUCUCAAGGUGGCUAAUUUACCGCGAUUAAAAAGGUGGGAAGAAUCGAAUGUACAAGAUGCACCCCAAAAGAUAUUCAAGUUUCUUUCAGAAAUAAGGAUAAGUGGUCGUCCAAAUCUUAUGUCAAUACCUUCUGCUCCAAGCCUUGAGACUCUGGAAGCAAGUAACAUUCAUGCUGAGCUUCUUAAACAACUUUUGGAUGGCCAAAAAUCAGUCUUGUCUUCCACGCUGAAGGAGCUGCACAUCAACUCGGUUCAUGAACUAGAAUCGCUCUCAAUCAAUGUCUUCCUUACAAAACUUAAGACUGAGAAUUGUGAAGAGCUGGAUUGUAAGGCAUUGACGGAUGUUGAUCAAGAAAUCAUUGGUACUUCAGGAGCUACUUGGAAAGGCCUCGAGAAGUUUUACUUGUUGAAACUGACUUAA